Messenger RNA from Sungouiella intermedia, 1089 nucleotides. NCBI's taxonomy places the organism in Eukaryota, Fungi, Ascomycota, Pichiomycetes, Serinales, Metschnikowiaceae. The record is from the annotation of a GenBank genome assembly.
AUGAAAGCUAACGUGAAUUACUCUACUGAAAAGGGCCAGCUCACUGUUGUCAAGGACGUUCCACUCCCCGAAUUGUCCGAUGAUGAGAUUCUCAUCAAGUCCGUGGCUUUCGCUGCGAACCCUACAGACUGGAAAAGCAUUGUCUGGGGUUAUGGAAUUCCAAACGCCAUUUCGGGCUCGGAUGUAAGCGGUAUUGUCGAAAAGGUCGGUAAAAACGUCACUGGUUUCGAGAAAGGUGAUGUGGUGUCGUCGAUGCUUAGAACAGGUUCCUCGACCACCAAUGGUGCAUUCGCUGAGUAUGUUGUGGUUUCUCCGAUCACCACCAUCAAGUUCAAGAACGGAAAAGACUUCCAAAAGGAACCUUUGAAACCUGGCUUGCAUCCUGCUGCUGUUACCACUACGUUUGAGGGUGCUAGCAGUCUCAACUUGGCAUUGGCGACGGUAGUGUUGAGUUAUUCCUACGGCCUCAAGAUAAAAAACGAUCCUUCCUCUCCCAAAACCAUCUUGAUUUGGAGUGGAGCAUCGUCCGUGGGCGUGCUUGCCAUUCAAGUUGCAAAAAAGGUGUUUGGCUUGAAGGUGAUAACCACUGCGUCGAUCAAGCACGAGCAAUUCUUGAAGGAAUUAGGUGCCGAUGCUGUGUUUGAUUACCGAGACGCCGAUGUGGUAAAGAAGGUCAGAGCCUAUGCCAAUGGUUCUAUUGCCUAUGCUUACGACACCUUCUCGGAAGUCUCUUCCAUGCAAGCCAUCUACGAUGCUACUGCUGACUCUCCACACGUUGCGAUCGACAACCUUUUGAGUAUUCAGCCUGAACAGCUCACCUUAACUGAUGGCAGAAGUGUUUCCUUUUCCUACACGCUCGUCUACCAAGCCUUUAAGAUCGACUUUCAGUCAGGUAAUCUCUUCUCUCCAUAUACUCCGGAAUUGGGAGAAAGCUUUGAUGCUCUCUGGGUCAAAGUCCAGGAGUAUCUUCCUGAGAUCAAGCACCAUAACUUGCAAGUGUUGGAGCCUGGAUUGGAGACCACUAACCAGGCGUUGGAAUUGUUGAGAGACAACAAGGUCAGCGGAGCCAAGCUUGUGUGGCAUAUUUGA